GUCCUCAUCAMCAGACAGACCUGGACAGACGUGGACCCGUCCGGACCGGAGAGGAUGAAGAGAACAACGUUCCUGCUGGGGUUUGCAGUCGURCUGAGCUCCUGCUGGGCUCAGCAGUUGGAGCCGGGAGGCGUGGAGGAAGUUGGAGAAGAGGAAGAACAUGUGGAGCUUUUUACCACACCCACAACAAAGAUGGGGGCGGCGACCUCAGACUUCGGCUACAAUCUGUUCCGCGCACUGUCGAGCCGCGACGCUUCAGCCAACAUCUUCCUGUCGCCCAUCAGCGUGUCUGCGGCUCUGACCCAGCUGUCCAUGGGAGCUUCUGACAAUGCUCAGAGCCAGCUGUACCGAGCCCUGAGGUACCACACCCUGCAGGACCCUCAGCUCCACAACACCCUGAAGGACCUGCUGGCUUCGGUCCAGACUGCAGAGAAAGGUCUGAGCGGCGCCGCUCGCCUCUACUUGGCUCGACGACUUCGUCUGAAGCAGGACUUCUUCAAGCUGGUGGAGCAGCAGUACGGGGUCCGGCCCAAACCCUUACAGGGAGGAUCUAAAGACCAGAAGGAAAUCAAUGACUGGGUGUCUCAGCAGACAGGAAGGAAGGUUCAGCAGUUCCUGACCAAACCCCUGCCCCGUACAGCCGGGGUUUACGCUGUGAGCGCCGCCUACUUUAAAGGGAAGUGGGCGACCCGCUUCAGUCAGAGCGGAGCUCUGGAGAACUUCCAGGUGGUUGGUGGGGCUCCAGUCCAGAUUCCCAUGAUGCAACAGGACAACUACCCUGUGAAGAUGGGGGUGGACUCGGACCUGGGCUGCACGAUCACUCAGAUCCAGAUGCAGAACGACGUCAGCAUGUUCGUCUUCCUGCCUGACGAGGUGACGACCAACACAUCUCUGCUGGAGGAGAGUCUGACUGCAGAGUUCGUUCAGGACCUGUCCAUGGCGCUCCAACCUGCCCAGGUGUCCCUGACUCUUCCUGUUCUGAGGUUCAGCUACUCCACAGACCUGCUGCCUCUGCUGGGAGAGCUCGGUCUCGCUGAGUGGCUGGAGAACCAAGAUCUGACAAAGAUCUCCACUCAGGCCGCCAAACUCGGCAGCGUCAACCACAAGGUGGUCAUGGAGACAGCCCCUGAGGGUAACCAGUACCCCAGUGCCGCCUCCACAACCUCCCACCUGACGUACCGAGUGGACCGGCCCUUUGUCUACGUGAUCCGGGARGAACCAUCGGGGGCGUUGCUGUUCAUCGGCAAGGUGGUCAACCCCAAAGACCUGACAAUAUAACACACACACACAUACCCACACACACACACACACACACACACACACACACACACACACUCUUAGCAGGUCCUAGGAGGGAUUUCAUCUGUUUGUGAUGGAAAAGAUGUUUGGUUUUUACUUUUCAUGUUGAAACACGGUUUGAUUGAAACUAAUCCAACAGAAAAAUCAAACAGGAAAUGUUUUAUAACAAAUCAAAUAUUGUCACUUGUUUUAAAAGUCAAUAAACAUGACAAUAAAAUCA
This is a messenger RNA of Austrofundulus limnaeus, 1519 nucleotides long. It is a transcript of the gene serpinf1, whose product is annotated as serpin peptidase inhibitor, clade F (alpha-2 antiplasmin, pigment epithelium derived factor), member 1. Gene Ontology annotation, molecular function: serine-type endopeptidase inhibitor activity. NCBI's taxonomy places the organism in Eukaryota, Metazoa, Chordata, Actinopteri, Cyprinodontiformes, Rivulidae. The record is from RefSeq and is a predicted model, not a curated record. The coding region runs from base 55 to 1278 and encodes 407 amino acids. The transcript is spliced from 9 exons. Gene Ontology annotation, biological process: negative regulation of angiogenesis; negative regulation of endopeptidase activity.